CAAACUGACGCGUGAGGUUGCAUCAUCACGCCGGGUUUUUACUUCCUCUCCUCGUGAGAUCUGACAGAGUGGUUAAACUUCGUGAUCUGUUUGUUACAUCGUCUUCAGGCAGCUUUAAUUAAACAGAAAUUAAAAUGUCGACUGAAGCUUACGACGAGAAUGAGGCCAAACUCCUCCGGAAAGUAAAGGAGAAUCCUUUUCUCCCACUGGGCAUGGCAGGUUUUUUUGCCAUUGUUGGAUACAAGCUGAUGAAAAUGAAAAAUCGUGGUGACACAAAGCUGUCUUUGCACCUGAUCCACACACGUGUAGCUGCACAGGGCUUUGUGGUGGGAACACUGACAAUCGGAGUCCUGUAUUCAAUGUACAGAGAUUACUAUGCAAAGCCCAAAGAAGAACAGAAAGCAGCGCAACACAAAUGAACAUGGAUUUUCGUAUAGUUAGGUAGUAAAUAUCAUACAUGUAACUGAACAUCAUAUUUUUAAGUGCUGUAGAACAUUUAUUUUUAUGUCAUAAUGUUAUGUGUUUUGUUUUUUUUCCAUGUAAAUAUGCUCAAGGUAUUGAUCAUUUCCGAAAGUGUACACUAAGGGUAAAAGUAUCAGCGCAGCAGUUGUAGCGGUUUUAGUACUUUGAAUUUGACCUAUUUAAAAUCAAACUGAUGGCACGCGAUGCGACUGACGGCCUUCUAGUUUGAAUCGUGGUGAUUUGAGAGCAGUACGACUGAAACACGUUCUGUAUUUAAACAAACAGCUUUUGAUGCACUCCAUUAUUAAGUUAUUGCACUGGGUGUGUGAGAUGCCACCACACUGUAAA
Messenger RNA from Thalassophryne amazonica, 810 nucleotides. RefSeq names its product HIG1 hypoxia inducible domain family, member 1A (gene higd1a). NCBI's taxonomy places the organism in Eukaryota, Metazoa, Chordata, Actinopteri, Batrachoidiformes, Batrachoididae. Gene Ontology annotation, biological process: mitochondrial respirasome assembly. Gene Ontology annotation, cellular component: mitochondrion. The transcript has 4 exons. The coding region runs from base 135 to 419 and encodes 94 amino acids. The record is from RefSeq and is a predicted model, not a curated record.